UAACGGAAAAGGAUGAAUUUUCACUUUGUUUAUUUCAGUGGUUCUUUUAGACCCUUCGAUUCCUUUUUAAUGGUCUUUAAAAACCCUCCUUCUCCACUCUCACCCGUACAUUUUUCUGUUCGUGCUCAUCUUUCGCUCACAAAAGCUUAUAAAAUGAGAAAAUUUUCGUUUAAUCUUCUUCGUCAUAUUUUCUUGAUUUUGAUCUUGUCAUCAUGCAUAAUCACUCAUGCACAAUCGGAUCUUGAAACCCUUUUGAAACUGAAAUCGUCCACGGUCGGAGUUAACGAGUCGGUUCUUGAUGACUGGGUUGCAACGCCGUCGUCUUCUCCUUCAGUGCACUGCACAUUUUCCGGCGUGACUUGCAACGAAGAUUUCAGGGUGAUAUCUCUCAAUGUCACCAACGUCCCGCUUUUGGGGACCCUGCCACCGGAGAUUGGGCUGCUGAGUGAACUUGUUAAUCUCACUCUAUAUGGUAACAAUAUCACUGGAUCCAUUCCAGUGGAAGUUUCUAGAUUAAUGAACUUGAAGUACAUGAAUAUCUCAUGGAACCUCUUCAGUGGGACGUUUCCAGGAGAACUUGUUCUUAAAAUGACGGAGCUCGAAGUUUUGGACGUGUACAACAAUAAUUUCAGUGGAAAUCUCCCAGUGGAGUUGGUCAAGUUGAAGAACCUGAAAUUUCUUAAUCUCGGGGGGAAUUAUUUUUCCGGGGAAAUUCCUGAAAUUUACUCCGAGUUCGAAAGCUUGACGGUGUUGGCGUUACAAGGCAACAGCUUGGGAGGAAAAAUUCCAGCCUCCCUGGCUAACAUUCCGAACCUUCAGGAGCUUUCUUUGGGGUACUUUAAUCGUUAUGAAGGUGGCGUUCCGCCGGAGUUUGGCUCCAUUGCCACUCUCCGAUUACUUGAUCUUGGAAACUGUAAUCUCACUGGUGAAGUUCCGGCGACUCUUGGGAAUCUCAAGCAAUUGCAUACUUUGUUUCUUCAGUUAAACAACCUUACUGGCCAUAUUCCCCCGGCGCUUUCGGGGUUGGUCAGUCUGAUGUCACUGGACCUUUCCAUUAAUCUUCUUACUGGCGAGAUACCAGAAAGUUUUGCUGAAUUGAAGAACUUGACUCUGCUUAAUUUGUUUCAGAACAAAUUGCAGGGUCCUCUUCCGGUGUUCAUUGGGGACCUGCCUAAUCUUGAAGUUUUACAGAUAUGGAAUAACAAUUUCACUCUGGGACUGCCGAAAAAUCUUGGCCGGAACGAGAGGUUAAUGCUGCUGGAUGUUACGCAGAAUCGCCUAACUGGAACUAUCCCAAAGGACUUGUGUAAAGGAGGAAGGCUGAAGACGUUAAUUUUAAUGGAUAAUUAUUUCUAUGGUCCGAUUCCUGAUGAGUUGGGUGAGUGCAAGUCCUUGACUCGGAUCAGAAUAAAGAAGAAUUACUUAAACGGAACAAUUCCGGCGGGAUUUUUCAAUUUGCCGCGGUUGGAUAUGCUUGAGCUAAAUGAUAAUUUCUUCACUGGAAAGCUGCCGGAGGAGAUUUCGGCGAUUACUCUCGGAAGUCUUGCUCUGUCGAAUAAUUGGAUUACGGGGAGAAUUCCUCCUGCAAUUGGGAAUCUGAUGAAUCUUGAGAAUUUGUUCCUUGACUCGAACAAGUUCUCUGGCGAAAUCCCGGAAGAAAUUUUCAGUCUUAAAAAACUUUCGGAGUUGAAUUUCAGUGGCAACGGCUUGACAGGCAAAAUUCCAGCUUCCAUUUCUCGUUGUUCCCACUUGACUUUCAUUGAUCUAAGUCGAAACAAUUUAGACUCUGUGAUUCCUAAGGAGAUUUCUGAACUGCAGAAUUUGAAUGUUCUCAACCUGUCCAGGAAUGAACUUACUGGCGUAAUUCCAGGUUCAAUUGGACUAAUGAAAAGUCUAACAAUUUUAGAUCUUUCUUACAAUGAUUUUUCAGGCAGAAGACCGACAAACGGGCUGUUUAGAGAUCUCGAUGAUCUGUUUUUGGCCGGAAAUCCUAAUCUAUGUGCACUUCAGAGUACAUUUUGUUCCACUGCUCCGAGUUCAUUACAAGACUCGCAUAAAAGGCGUUCGAGGGAAUCAAAUGUCUUGAUCGUUGUAAUCAUAGUAGUCUUUGUUUUAUUACUAAUGGCUGUUACCUUUAUCACAAUUAGAAAGAGAAAGCUCAAGAAGUCAAGAUCCUGGAAACUCACAGCAUUCCAGAGGCUAGAGUUCAAAGUGGGCGACGUAAUUGAAUGCAUACAAGACGAGAACAUAAUCGGGAAAGGUGGAGCUGGGAUUGUCUACAGAGGGUCCAUGCCAAAUGGCUUUGACAUUGCGAUAAAACGAUUAACAUGCCGUGGGAGUAGUCGAACUGAUCAUGGAUUUAUGGCUGAAAUUCAGACAUUAGGGAGAAUCAGGCACCGGAACAUAGUAAGGCUUCUGGGGUAUGUGUCUAACAACGAGAAUAAUAUAUUGCUUUAUGAAUACAUGUCCCAUGGAAGCUUAGGUGAGAUGCUGCAUAGUGCCAAAGGAGGUCAUUUACAGUGGGAAUCGCGGUACAGGAUUGCAGUAGGAUCAGCAAAGGGGUUAUGUUAUUUGCACCAUGAUUGUUCUCCUUCGAUUAUUCACCGAGACGUGAAAUCGAAUAAUAUUCUACUCGACUCAGAUUAUGAAGCUCAUGUGGCCGAUUUCGGACUGGCAAAGUUCUUGCAUGACUCUGGUGCAUCCGAAUGCAUGUCCUCAAUUGCUGGCUCCUAUGGCUACAUUGCACCAGAAUAUGCCUACACGCUCAAAGUGGACCAGAAGAGUGAUGUCUACAGUUUUGGGGUGGUGAUGUUAGAACUGAUCACUGGACGAAAGCCGGUGGGGGAGUUUGGGGAUGGUGUCGACAUAGUGAGGUGGGUGAGGAAAACAAUAUCAGAGCUCUCUCAACCUUCAGAUGCUGCCUCGGUACUAGCAGUAGUGGAUUCUAGGCUCGUCGGCUAUCCUCUAAUCAGUGUGAUAAACUUGUUCAAGAUUGCAAAGCUGUGUGUGGAGGAUGAGAGCGUGGCCAGGCCAACGAUGAGGGAAGUUGUUCACAUGCUUACUAAUCCUCCACAAUCUGCCCCAAACCUGCUUAGUCUAUGAAAUGGCUUUGAAGAAUCUGGAAAUUUGGGUGAAAGAUUAGUGUGUAAUGUAGUGUAAUAACUUCUUGGCUUGGCCUGUCAACUUGGAAGGGCCUAAAAUGGAGAAGGAAAAUGUAUUUUGUUGUUGCUGUAGGAGUAAUGUUUGUUUGCUAAGGAUCAAGAGUUCAAUUUGGCAAAACACUGGAUAAGCCAAAUUGAAAACUUCAUUUCAAGCUAUAUGUUGGCAUAUUUUACAUGUACUUCAAUGCUUUUUAGUGGACUAACAAGUGAAAUCGCACUUUAGUAAUAAGAUACUCAAUCCUUGUGAAUUUGAUAUUCUAUUCAUCAUUAUAUUUA
Molecule: messenger RNA, 3437 nt
Organism: Olea europaea var. sylvestris
Lineage: Eukaryota; Viridiplantae; Streptophyta; Magnoliopsida; Lamiales; Oleaceae
Product: receptor protein kinase CLAVATA1-like
Exons: 2
Coding region: 13-3102 (1029 amino acids)
Biological process (GO): protein phosphorylation
Molecular function (GO): ATP binding; protein kinase activity; receptor serine/threonine kinase binding
Source: RefSeq, a predicted model, not a curated record